Molecule: messenger RNA, 1215 nt
Organism: Acaromyces ingoldii
Lineage: Eukaryota; Fungi; Basidiomycota; Exobasidiomycetes; Exobasidiales; Cryptobasidiaceae
Product: NAD(P)-binding protein
Exons: 2
Coding region: 20-925 (301 amino acids)
Source: RefSeq, a predicted model, not a curated record
UCUCACAUAAUCCAGCACGAUGGGAAACGACCUCAGAUCCGUCGUCGUCUUUGGCAUUGGCGAGAUCGGCAGGCCGCUCGUAGAAGAGUUCCUGUCUCAUGGCUAUUCAGUGCGAGCAGUGACACGCCAAGGCAGCCAAAAUCCGUCGGUGCGCUCCGUCGAGGAAGCUGGAGCCACGAUUGUGCAAGUCGACUACAGGGACGAGAAGUCGCUGGAAUCGGCCAUUCGCGGUACGGACAUCGUCAUUUCGACGUUGAGUGGCCCAGCUUUUGCUUACCAAGUCGCUCUGGCCAAGGUUGCCAAGCGGGAAAGCGUCAAGCUCUUUGUGCCCAGCAUGUGGGGUUUCGACUACGAAAACCCACGAUUCAAAGACCCAAAGCGGAACCCGCCAAUGAUCAAGGAGAAGUACGACCUUCUUGAAGAGCUGAACACUCUCGGCCUGCCUUGGUUUGCGUUUUCGAACGGGCUCUUUACGUCAUGGAUGCUUUCUUCGGUCCAUGGAAUCGAUGCGAAAAGCUGCACAAUUCGCUGGGCUGGGCGCGGUGAUAAGCUAGUGACUUUCACACACCUGCGCGAUGUUGCGGCCUUUGUACAGCUCGCCAUAUCCCGUAUUCCGAUCCCACAGCCAGGCACAGGUCGUUGGCUCUAUGUCGAAUCGUUCAGAGCCACAUUCAACGACGUUUUCGCCGAGGCGCAGAGACUCGAUGGGACGCGGCGACAGUGGACUAUGACCCGCUCAAGCGCGGAUGAUGCGAGACAAACGCAGACCAGCGAUUCGGAGCAAGGCGAAAUCGCUUGGCACUUGGCAUUGUUUGACGAUGGUGAUGGGCUGCGUGCAGAGAACGACAACAAACUUGUCGGCUUCGAGCCGAAGUACGACUUCGCAAACGCGGUUCAAGAAACUUUGCUUCAAGAGCGAAAGUAGCCGCGCCCUGAUCUCGCAGUCCUCUUCUUCCAUGCAAAGAGGGCUAAGCUUAGAGGGAGACCUGUGCGUGAACGAAAACGUCAAACGUACGAAUAGAGCGGUGAUCACCUUCAACAGUCAAUAGUAGUAAAUUGAGGACAGGGUCGAGUACAGUAUGGUGGCUGCGUCAAGGUCAGAUGCCAAGGACACGCGCGCUUGCCCUCACUGCUCUUCUAGCGACUCGAUCUGCAUCAUUCUCUCAUUUGCUUUUGCUGCAAUGAAUACUGCGGGUAGUUUACAGGGUACUGCUG